CUAACCUGAAAAAAUUAUUGAUUACGUGGCAGAACGAUUUAAAAAAAGGAUGACGUACAAUGAUCUACUAAAUAUAAGAGCUGCUGUAGUUGAAGAUUGUGAUUUACAGUCAGUUGUGUUUUCCAAAUUACGUCAAGUUGGGAAGUUAGUUGUAAUUCGGGAUGAAAACAAUGGAAGAAUGAAAUUAGCUUGUUUUAGUUCCAGUAGACAAAUUGAAAUUUACCACAAAUUCCCUGAGGUCGUGGGUUUCGAUUCCACCUACAACACUAAUAGAGGAAAUUAUAAACUGUUUCAGUUUGUUGUUACAGACUGCCAUGGAGAAGGUCUACCUGUUAUGUUUGCAUGGAGUAGACAGGAAAGGCUGGAUGAUGUGACGAAGAUCCUGCAAACUUUUAAAUCAAUCAUGGGUACAACUUCUUAUACGGAAACUUUUGUCAUGGACUGUGCAAAGGCCUUGAGGGGUGCCGUUGAGACAACGCACCCACUUUGCAAUAUAAUAUUAUGUGCAUUCCAUGUUUCACGUGCUAUGCGUAAGAAGGUAAGUAAUGUGAAUUUCGAAGAUUUUCUAGACAAAAAUUAAACUUGUUAGGCAGUAUGUAUCGCGUAUGAUUCGCGAGGAAUCAAUUCAUGGAUUCUACACAUACCUCGGUCUCAUACGGCAUCUGGAUCCCCGUUUUGCGACGUAUAUACACAGACGCUGGCUGCCUUUGAAGAAACUAUGGGCAGCAUCAUUCAACCGUAAUAUUUUGUCACUUGGCAAUAACACAAACAAUCGCGUUGAAAGUUUGCACAGACUGAUGAAAAGGAAUUUGUCAAGAGCUGUUACUCUACACAAGUGUAUGUGGGAGGUAUACCGGUGGAGUGACAGGAAACUGAGGAGAAUUGAUGGCGAGCGAGAUGUGAAGAUUAGAGUGGUGGACAACAGGAUACGUGGUUUGCAGGCCUUACUGUCAAAAUUAACAGAGUAUGCUGGAAGAAAGGUUGUUGCAGAUUUUAAAACAGUAAGAAGGGCCCGCAUUGACAACCGUAUUUCUCAAAACGUAUUUUUCGUCGACGGAUUCACACAUCCAGUAGUUGAUAUGGCAAGAGGCACUUGUACUUGCCGGGUGUUCACCACCUGUAGGUAUCCAUGUCGUCAUAUGGUAAUUGCUCAUCUCACUUAUCCACAUUUUGAAAGUAAGUCUGACGUACAAUUACCUGACAUUACAGUUGAUCGUGUUCUGAAGAAUUGUCGACGGUGGAUGUUUGUCAGCAGAAAUCCACAACCCGUACUAACUGCUGCACCGGGGGUGACACAAAACAGUUACGUUGAAAAAUACCAAAAGAUAAAGCAUAAGUUUUGUAAAUAUCUUGACAGGCGCGUAAAUGCAGG
Molecule: messenger RNA, 1372 nt
Organism: Trichobilharzia regenti
Lineage: Eukaryota; Metazoa; Platyhelminthes; Trematoda; Strigeidida; Schistosomatidae
Source: the annotation of a GenBank genome assembly